AAUAGCACCUUGUUUUUUUCUCUUGCUUGUUUCAAAAUCACACAAGGAUCAAAGUAAGUUGUUGAGAUAAGAUACUAGAUAAGAAGGGUCAUGGGGGACUCUUCCGCUUCAUACAUACACAUGGUGCAACACCUGAUAGAGAAGUGUUUGAUCUUCCGUAUGAAUAAAGAGGAGUGCAUGGAAGCCCUCUCUAAGCAUGCAAACAUCAAACCUGUCAUCACCUCCACCGUGUGGAAUGAAUUGGAGAAAGAGAACAAGGAGUUCUUCGAGGCGUAUGCUCAAUCCCAAAGCAAAGAAGACAAAAUGUCGGAGGAAGAGACAAGCCAAAUGAUCCAGAAAAUGUUUUCGGAUUCCUCCAAAGAUUCCGACGAUUAACAUAUAGGCCAGGCCACCUCGAAAACGAUCUUACCUUUAGGGUUGUUCUGGUUGGUAACAAAUUAUACAUCAAUUCAAGCAUCCAGCCAAAACCAAAAAAGGCGAAUAUUUCUAAGAA
Molecule: messenger RNA, 493 nt
Organism: Morus notabilis
Lineage: Eukaryota; Viridiplantae; Streptophyta; Magnoliopsida; Rosales; Moraceae
Exons: 3
Coding region: 91-375 (94 amino acids)
Source: RefSeq, a predicted model, not a curated record